Messenger RNA from Argiope bruennichi, 5650 nucleotides. RefSeq lists its product as uncharacterized. Bases 235 to 3789 code for a protein of 1184 amino acids. Lineage: Eukaryota; Metazoa; Arthropoda; Arachnida; Araneae; Araneidae. The record is from RefSeq and is a predicted model, not a curated record. The transcript is spliced from 33 exons.
GGCUCUUCUGUAGGAUGAUUGGAAAAAAAAAACCAUAACUAGUUUUGUGUUGUCUUAGAAUAUUAAUGCAAUUUCGAACUUAAUUAUACCAAUGAAUACAGUUUGCAAGCCACAUAAACUGUUAUAUACAUUUUAAAUGAAUUUAAAAAAUUAUGGACUGUAAAUUUCCAAUAUUUAAACUACUUUAUUUAUUUUACUGCCAUUGGAUUGACAAAUGUGACAUUUUCAUUAACAAUGGAAAUUGAAGUUAUUGAACCUCAGCGUGCUCCUCUUCAUUUCCCAGUUGAUUUAGAUGGAGCACCUACAGAAGUCGCUGAGGUUGUUCAAGCUAUAAAAAAGGUUGCAGAACGAGUGCUAUAUCAUUGGGAUGACUUCCCAAUUGUUUUACCCCCUCCACUCACAGUCAUCACUACUGAAAGUGAUGGAAAUAAGAAGUCAAAACCUCUUAUUGUACGAGAUCUUUUUGUGGCACCUACAUUUGAAGAACUGAAUAUUGUGUCAUUAGAUGCAAAAGGAGAUCCUCAACCUUUGACAAAAAAGCAGUUGCAGAAUGUGAAAGAAAAUGGGACUUUUGAAGUGGAAAGUAUGAAUUUUCCUGGACAAGUUCAUAAAUGGCAAUUGAGUCAGCUAUUACAGAAGGGAGUGCACAAUAUUCAUGACACUCUUUUGCAGGAUAUAGCCCUCUCAGUUCAUUUAAUUGUUGUAACUGCUCGGAAUAGGUUGAUUUCUGAUUUCUUCAGUGUAUCACAGUCUGUACGUGCCUUCAUUCAUGGAUUAGCUAUUUUGUUAGAUGCUUUCAUUGGUGUACCAUCACUCUCUGCAAAGAAUUUAGAGAUUCGAAUACAAGAAGAACGAAGCAAAUAUUUAGUAGCUGAACUUACUGUUCGGCCAAAUUUUGAAGAUGACAUCGACAAUUUGUGCCAAUUUGUUAAACAUCAAAUUCGAAAACAAACUGUGGAAAAAUAUUUAUUUGAGAAUGAAAAAGCUCCACCCUUACCAUAUUUAUUUCAAACACCAAAAGGCCAUGAAAUUGAUUUACGAUUGUUCAACAAAGAAAUUAUUCGCAAAGCUCUUCCAGUUAUUGCAAGUAUUUUAGAAAAAGAAUCAAGAGGUUGGUUUCUUCCAUUUAGAGAAAAAGUAAUUGCUGACUUAAAAAAUAAGAAAAUUUCAGAAGAAGAGCUUGAAAGGCUAGCAAAUAUUUUAAUUUUGGAUGAAUAUUUAAGAAGAGUAUUUGCUGCAAUUUUAUCUCAUCCCCAGAUACAAGAAUUGGGACCAGGAAUAGGUUCUCUGCUUGUAGAACAAGCCCAGGCAGUCAUUUUAAUGCACAGAGCAGUUGAGAAUAUGCAUCGCCGUUUGAAAGAAACUCUUGCACAAUUAAAACGUUGCCUUGAAGAUUUAUAUCCUGUUUUAUCCCGAGUUAAACCUUGGGUUCAAGAGAAAUUAAAGAUUGCUGAAGAAGAUUUUAUUCUGGACCAUCGCUGGGAUGCACAUGAAGAAGCACUUGCUCUAUGUAGGCAAAGCCAUCUAGAACAGACCUCUUAUUUCUUGCAGAGAGAUUUGUCUUUCAUGAGAGAGAGAGAACCUGUUCUUAAACAGGAACUCGGCCGUGUUCGUAAUCCGAAUCGCUCUUUCCAUUGGCGAACACAGAUCUGGUCACCCCACCAUUGGAAUGUCCGAAAAGUAUUUCAAGGAGAGUCGGAAAUAGUACCAACAGUUAUCAGUCGCACUUCUUCAUCUCUUGCUCAACCACGUUCAGAUCCAAAUCAGCCUGUUUAUUUGGUGGAGAAGCAGAGAAUGCAUACUACCACAACAAGAAUUCCAUUUUGGAGAUGGAUUAAUUACUGUUAUCGCACAUAUUCAUGGAUGUGGAAUGCUAUGUUCAUAUUUGGCAUUAUCAUACCUUGGUGCAGCCCAGUUAGUUUGAGAGCAUUAUUUUGCAUUCGUCCUUUCAUACCAGAUUUAGAAAUUAAUCAAAUUGAUGGAACUCUUUAUCCUAGAAAAUCAUCUUUAACUCAUACUUUAUGCUCAAGACUUCUUUUGCUGUGGAGGCAUAUAUCUAAAUCUAGAACUGAAUUUGAAUCUAGGCCUGAUACUGGUUUCAUAGGAAAAGGAUUCAGUCGCCAUUUGAAUCGUCUUUGGAAUUAUUUUAUUAAAGGUGCUCUUGGUACUUUACUGAUUGUCUUCUUUUUCCCGUUGAUUUGUUUUUCUGUAUCAUUCCUUUCACUUUGUGUGGCUGCUUUUGCAGCUGUUUGGGUUCCGGCAGUGACUCUUGUUUUUCAUUUAGUCAUGAUAUUUGUGUAUGACUUUGAUAGCCCUGGUCUUCCAAGAAACAAAGUAUGUAUGGUUGUAGAAGCUCUGCUUUGGCAUAUUUCUGUUUUAGGAGUUCUACAGCCCAUACUUGCUUUGUUGGUGGCUCUUGUCAUUUGUCCUAUAGCUUCACUCAUUGUGUUCUUAGCUGCCAUGAUCCGUUGUUGCUGUAGGCUCAUUUGGGAUGUUGCAAUGUUCCAUUUUCUCAUCAAAAGACGUGGCCGAGUGCCUUCCAGUGAUAGUUGGUUAGUCAAACGUAUUGCAGGACCUGGUCUCUCCAAUGAGCAUUUCUUUCAGAUUGCACCAGAGCAAGCUCUUGCAGCCUUUGAGGCAAAAUUAGAAACUGAAGAAUUGAAUGCGUUCAGAGAAGAAGUUGAACGAAUAAUUUUACUUCCUCAGCAGAUUUACAGAGAAUUUGUUGCCCAGUGUUUUCAUCCAUUCUCUGCUACUUUAUAUAAAGAAGGAGUAUACAGAGAAGUUGAAAAAGAGGCUCAAGAACUUCUAGCUGCUCUGAGAGAUCAAGUAGAUAGGCGAAAGAAAGAGCUUCAAACGGGGCUGAGUGUAAAUGUCAGAUCCAAAGUCAAAUUGACUGCUUCUGAUUUACAGCCAACCCUUCAUGUUGCUACUGUAGUAUUGCAAAGAUUUUUCCCUAUUCAUGUUUUGAAAAGAUUGCAAAUUAAAGAAGAAGACUUUUGGGAUAAAAAAGGACUGUCAUAUAGAGACUGGCCAGGUUUUGCUGCUCAACUCUUUACUGAAGUUUUCUCCAUUGACAUUUUGACACCAUUAGAAGACAGUGAUACACGAUACCGUUUGGAAGCUCAUGGUGUAAAUCUUUCUCGAUAUUCUGAAAUGUUGCAAUCAGUUGCAUUGCAGCCUAAUGUGGAUUUUAGUAGUGUUAUUCAUAUACCGAAAGGAAAAAUACAUGUUCACUCCCCUUAUUUGGAUUUGAACACAUUUAAUCCAGUUAAUAAUACUGUUUCUACGGUAAAGAAGAAGGAAACAAAGAACUCACUACUAAACUAUAAGCAACAGCUCUAUCCUUGGAAGAAAAAGCUGAAACAUACACAUCCAGAGAAAAUUCUUAUUCCCCUACCUCUUCCUCAUCCUGUGCAGAUAGCUAUAAUCAUCUUCAAUCGAGAAAAUGAAGAUCCUAUUCCCAUAGAAACAGAUCUUUGUCAAGAUAUUUUAAAGGCUAUAGCUGAUGGUUCUAAAAGUUCCGCUAUACUUAUGUAUGAGUAUGAGGACAGUCCUGCUGAUGGGCAAAGUGUUGCAACAACUGCAGAUGAGUAUAGAGCUGUAACUUCUGACCUAGAAACCAUGGCUUCUGAAGACCGUUUCAGUCACUCCAGCUUAAGCCGCAGUCAACAAUUAAGUACAGGAGAUAGCAUAGCAGUUAAUCUGGCAUCCACUGAAGAUGUUACUUUGGAGCCCGAGGAUCAAAAAGUGACAUACAGUCACAGCUCAUAUAGCACCACCGUUUAAAGAGGAGUCAGCCUCCUACUUCAUUAAUUCUAGUUAAAUUCAUUUUUUUAUUGCAGUGACUCAUCUUAAGGGAUUCUGUCCCUGGCACAAACGGAGAAACAUUGCCUGCAUAAAUACUGCCAAAAGAAAUAUACAUGCAAUUUUUGCUUCCUUUGCUUGUUGUGGAUGUAAUGUUUGUCAUGUAUUCAUUUCAAAUUUUUACUGAAUUAUCAGUGGUGAUUUUUAAUGUAAGAUGUCAAUAACCAAGAUGCUGGGUAAAAAAGCUGAUGCAAUUUUUCUUAAUAUUUUAGAAUAAGCUUGCUGCUAUAAAGCUACUUGAUUUUAUUUUGGAUAAAGCGGGUGUGACCAUUCUAUAAUAUCAGAAUAUAGUGAUGCCCCUAGCUCAAAUGCUUUCGUAUUUUAAACAUAGAUUGCAUACUUUAUGGGGAUAUACUCAUAUCUAUAUUGCUGGAGUUAAAAUAUUUACUCUCCAUUUGUGUCAAAUGUACAUUUUGAUGUUAUUUUUAUUAUUUUUUUAAAAUUUUUCUUUUAAUAAGUUUAGAAUUUUAUUUAAAUUAAAAAAUCUUUUAUGCAAAGUAUUUUUUGACGAAAAUUAGUUUACCUGUGAAAAAUUAAAAGAAAAAAUAUACCUUUCAUCCUCUUUUAGCUGUUUAUUUUAAAUGUUAGUGUUUAGCAAAUUUGACAUUUGAAUAUUAAUACAUAUUGUUAGACAGCUUAAUGUGAAUAAGUUUAAAUGUGGCAAUUACGAUUUUUUUAAAGAGACAUUAUUUUAUUGUAGUAAUAUAGUGAAUUAAAAUAAGUUAGUAAGAAUUUAAAUAAGCAUAUUUAAUAUCAUGCAUUUAACUUUGAGUCACAUUUUAUUCCGAUUCAUAUUUGUGUUAUAUUUUUAUCUGUAUCUAAAGAUUUUUCAUACCUUUUUAUUGAAAUGCAUUUAUUAGAAUACAUUCAAGGAGACUUCUUUUUCUUUCUUUUUACUUUGUUCUACUUUUGUUUUUCAGUUUAGAAAUAACUGUUCUUGAAGCAAGUGAUGAAAUAUGCAAUGUUUUUAUACAAGUCUUGUUUGUUAUUUUUUAUAUACUUGUAUUUUAGCAAAACUUUUAUGUAUUUUAGUUUAUUUGUAGAAAUUGUAACUUUAAUCUAGUUUCAGAAAUUUUUAUUUACAUAUAUUUACUGAGGUUGUUCAUGCAUUUAGUGACGCUGGUGAUAGUUAUGUAUAUUUCUUGUGUCUAGUGCAUUAUGCUAUAUAAAUAAUCUGUAAAUAUAAUUUGUGUAUAACUCUUACUAAAUAUAGCAGAAGCUGGUCUUCAAAGAUUUUAAAUUUAUGACAUUUGUUUAUUUAAUUUAUAUAUAUUUUUUGUUUGUUUUUCUUGGAUUGUUUAAUUAUCUAUUUACGAUGUGGUUGCAGCAUUUGAUAGAGCUUAUCCGAAUAACACUUAUAUGCUGUAUUUGUAGUAAUAUAAAUUGAUUAAUCAUAUAUUAGCAAUAAAAGUCAGUGUUCAAAGUGUUUAUUAAUUUUUAAACUUAUUUUUCAUGAAUUUGAAUGGAAAAUAUUUCAUAUUAGAUAUUAGAUUUUUUGAGAUUAGAAAGUUUGUGAUUCAAAAGGUAACAGUAAUAGUUAUUCCAUCUAAAAGUUAUAUAAAAUAAAUUUUUGUGCAUUUUACUUAAGUCAUCCAUGAAAGGGUAAAAGGAGAACAAAAAUCUUAUUGAAAUUAAAAUUUUAAAUACUGUUACAAAUGUAAAUCUUCACUUUUCCUUUUUAAAAUGAUAUACAAUAAAAAUGAAGUAAAGGAAAUAUAGGAUCCUAAAUUAGAGAAAAGUUGAUAAAUGCAACAGCAAUAAAAAAAAGGAUGCAAAAAAAAAA